AAAUCACCCACUACCUUACCAACCAUUUCUCCAGCAUCCUCCCCUGCUCGCACAAGCCGUUCCCAAUCUCCAUUCUUUUCCAUUGACUCACCUCCAUCCAAUCUUAACAACCAUAUGUUAGCCUUUGCCUCAUCUUCUCCCCUUCAACCAAUAGACCCACCCAGCCGAACUCAUCCCAUGGUCACUCGUUCUCAAAAUCAAAAUUUUAAACCAAAGCAACUCUACCUUGCUGAAAUUCCAUGUUCUGAAGUUGAGCCCACAUGUGUGAGUCAAGCAUUGAAAGAUCAUCAGUGGAGGCAGGCCAUGUCUGAGGAAUUCAAUGCUUUGGUAAGUCAAGGUACAUGGGAUCUUGUUCCUCUUGCACCUAACCAAAAUGUUAUUGGUUGUAAGUGGGUUUUCAAGUUGAAAAGAGGCAAGGAUGGACGAGUUGAACGUUAUAAAGCUAGACUUGUAGCUAAGGGGUUCCGUCAACAACCAAGGACAGAUUACACUCAAACCUUUAGUCUAGUUAUAAAACUGACAACAAUCCGAGCCAUUCUUUCCAUUGUUGUAAGCAAGGGUUGGAAAAUUCAUCAGUUAGACAUCAACAACGCAUUCCUUCAUGGGAAACUUGAUGAACAAUUAUUUAUGCAACAACCCGUUAGGUUCAUUGAUCCUCAUCUUCCCCACCAUGUUUAUGAUAUACUUAUCACUGGAAGCAAUCUUGCAGCUAUUGACCAUUUGAUCACUGCCAUGAGUUCCAAAUUUUUAGUGAAAAAUCUUGGUGAACUGGAUUUCUUUCUCAUAGUGGAAGCUAUUCAAACUAGUGUUGGCUUAUUUCUUUCCCAACAAUGGUAUAUCCAAGACAUUUUGCAACGAGCGGGCAUGGAAAAUGCCAAAGCAGUAAGCACACCCCUCUCUUCUACAACAUCUCUUCAAAAAUUCUCAGGAUACUUUAAUCUCUACAACUGCUAUGUGAUGUAUCUUGGCUCCAAUCCAGUGUCCUGGAAAGCAACCAAACAACGAGCUGUAGCACGAAGCUCAAUAGAGGCAAAGUACAGAGCACUAGCAGUAGCUAGCUCCGAAAUGGUUUGGAUUCUUGAUCUUCUUCAUGAGCUUGGCAUCCAUCCAUCCACACCCCCUGUGCUUUAUUGUGAUAACAUAGGGGCAACCUAUCUCAGCAACAAUCUAGUCAUGCAUUCUUGCAUGAAACACAUUGCCAUCGACUUGCACUUUGUUCUUCGAUUCUUUGGGGCGAGACAACUAGCCUCGAGCAAGGGAAAACUGAAUGCUCUUCUUCCUAAGGCCCUUGGAACUCCUCGUCGCCUGAAUGAUCGCGCAAUUGCUAAAGAUGGAAGGCUCAUUACUGGCCCACACAGUGCACGUGCCUUGUUUGAUAGAAAUCUUCAAGAGUCUGUUCCUAGUCCUGGGGGAGGACAUUAGUCGCUUUCAGGAGACUGAAAGUUCUGAGUUGCAUGAUAUAUAGUCUACCAUAUGUGUUGCGUUUGUGUUAUUUCAUCUAGUAGUUGCUGUAGAAAAAUAUUAAGAGUAGACAUGGUCUCCUGAUAUUAUGUUGUAUUGCAUUUGCACAUCUAGUUUCAUGCAAACAUCUAUUUAUAACCAAUAAAAACAUCCUACUCAU
Molecule: messenger RNA, 1621 nt
Organism: Rubroshorea leprosula
Lineage: Eukaryota; Viridiplantae; Streptophyta; Magnoliopsida; Malvales; Dipterocarpaceae
Source: the annotation of a GenBank genome assembly